AUGACUAAAGAUGAAUUUGAUAACACUAUGAAAUCUAUGGAAGAACUAAUUGCCGAUGGAAACACCGACGAAGAAACAGAAGAUUUUGGCGUUUCUGAUAGAGAUCUGUUUGCAAGUGCUGGUAACAAGAGACAAACAACAAUGGAAAAAGAACGACAAACAAGACAAGCUAAGAAGAAAAAAGAGCGUGAAGCAGAAAGAGAGAAAAUUCUUGAUAAAUACAAUAUCAAGAAAGAAGAUGAGCUUUCCAGUCUCUCUUAUGAUAAAGCAGCAACGACGAGAUUGAAUAAAAACAAAACAGACGAAGAGUGUCAAAUGACGAAUGUAGUAAAUCAAGGCUUCGAUCCAACAAAAAUGGCAACAAAUCUAUUUAGCGACUUGAAGAAAAAACUUAAAUGA
This is a messenger RNA of Rotaria sordida, 399 nucleotides long. The record is from the annotation of a GenBank genome assembly. Lineage: Eukaryota; Metazoa; Rotifera; Eurotatoria; Philodinida; Philodinidae.